Polistes dominula (European paper wasp) is the source of this 5339-nucleotide messenger RNA. RefSeq lists its product as uncharacterized. Gene Ontology annotation, cellular component: nucleus. Lineage: Eukaryota; Metazoa; Arthropoda; Insecta; Hymenoptera; Vespidae. Gene Ontology annotation, molecular function: protein binding. The record is from RefSeq and is a predicted model, not a curated record.
UCCGAUAAAAAGAAAUGGUGGUAUCGAUGAUAACAUAGAAUAAAACAAUAGAGCGCUGAAAUUAUUUAAAUUUGGCGGUCAGGCAUUCGAAUCAGCGCCAUUAUUGCACAGUAGUUCGGAAAAGUUCGGUUACGUUCGGCUAUUUAACAGGAGCUCUUCCAGGGUUUACUUGCUUGCUCGAUGGUAGUUGCGUUUAGUUGUAGAUACUUAGGGAAGGAGGACGAGUGUGUAGUGACAAGAAUGAACACAUGAGGUCGUCGAAAAGAGAGAGAAAAAGAUAAGAACAAAUAAAAGUGGGUGAGAGAAAGAAGAAAAGAUAGAUAGAAGGGGCGGAGAAGGAAGCAAAGGUAGUUUGCGAGCGUCUAUCAUCACGUAUGUUCGUAUUACCAUUGUACAUACCGGUAACAAAAUAAAGACAAAAGAUUAAUAAGGUUAAAAUAUUGUUCAAAUUGUGAUAUACUUUAGGAAAUAAAAAAAAAAGAAAAAAGAGAAUCUCUCUGUGAACGUUCGAUUAUUUAUCGGCGAUAUCGAUCGAGAAAUUUAUUAUUUUUAAAUGUAUAUUCGUUCCCAUUAGUUUACCUUUUACAAUCAUUAGUAAAAUAAGUUUACCGAUUCGACCAAAUUACCUUUGCCUUCAGAGCUUCCCUCAGUGCUCCCCUCAGUGCUCCCCUCAGUGGUGCGUCUCUCCAUUGGAUCAAGAAAAAUAAAAGAUUUCGACGAAUUCUUGGGAAGAAGAAGAAGAAGAAGAAGAAGUAGGGAGUAGUAGUAGAAAGAAAAGAGAAAAGAAAGAAACAGAGGUGGAGGAGGAAGAGAAAAACGCUUUAGUGGGAUCGAUAGAUCGAGCGUAGGGGCUACACACUGCUGUGACUCGCGAUCGUGGGUGUGGGUGUUGGGUACGAGUGUGCUUUCCCCGUCGCGUGUGCCUGCUUUGGUGCGUGCGUGCGUGCGGUGCGUGCGUGCGUGCGUGCUUGUAUCGUGCGUGACCGUGUUUGUAGUUCAAGAGAAGAGGAAGCGACGCGUGAACACGACCACGACAACGACAACGACAACGACGACGAGAACAAGAACGAAAAAGACGAGGACGGCGACGGCAACAACAGCAACGGCAACAGCAACGGCAACAACAACGACGACUACCACUAUUACUCCUACUCCAAUUAUUCAAGGUGGAACAAAGCGAGCAGUAUCAGCUUCGAAAGGAAGAAAAAGGAAGAAAAUUGUUAAAGAUCUCUUCCGAAGAAGGAUCUUACGUAGUUGUUGGUGCACGAUUCGACAGUAUGGAAGGUAGUUCCCAGCCAUCAACAUCGUCAUCGGAUAUAAUUAUGGGAAAGGAGAAGGAGGAAGAAUCUAAGAUACGUAGUAGAACAACUGUUGUCGAAGAGUCCGCUGCUGUUGCUGCCGCCGCCUUGGUGACCUCCUCUCCUGCUGUCUCGUCCUCCUUCUCCCCCUCUUUAACUUCUUCCUCUUCUUCCGUCUCGUCUUCCUCACCAUCCUCGCCAUCCUCCACUUCUUCCUCCUCUACUUCUUCUUCAUCCUCCUCUUGUCCCCCUUCUUCUUCCGCUUCUUCCUCCCCAUUUGUCUUUUCCUCCGCCUCCUCAAUAUCUUCUUGGUUAAAUUCACCUGACCCUACCUUACCCAACGAACCGGACUAUCAUCAUCGUCCUCCUGCUGCUGCUACUGCUGUUGCUGCUUCUGCUGCUUCUGCUGCUGCUGCUGCUGCUGGUCGACCCUCAAGUCUAAGGUCUAAUUCUUCUUCACCGAUCCCAACCACAUCCCCGUCCCCGCCAGGGUGUGGCUGCGUCGUGGCUGGAGCCGUCGAACCCGACGAGAUUACCAUCAGCAUCACCCCAACUACUGGUGGACAAUUCGAUCUUACAGUAGAUCGGUCCGAAACCAUUGAAAAUCUUAAGAAGAAUAUUUCUAAAAGACUCAAGGUCGCUAAAGAACGCAUCUGUUUAUUGCACCUCGAGAGAUUACUGCGCGAUGGAACUCUCGAGGAAAAUCGUUUACAAGAUGGAAGUAGGCUCACAUUAUUGCCGAGCGUGGAAACAGGACUAUUGGCACAACGACCAGAGCAAAGCGUAAUGCAAGCAUUGGAGAGUUUGAACGACUCGCAGGUGAACGACUUCUUGUCUGGAAAGGCACCUCUAAAUCUGACGAUGCGGUUGGGCGAUCACAUGAUGCUGAUUCAACUGCAGUUAUCGACGGUGAGAGUGCCUUUACCAGGUAGCAAUCAAACGAACGGCAGUGGUCCCACUAGCUUGACCGUCGGUGGUGGCGGCAACGGAGGAGGAGGAGGAGGAGGAGGCGGAGGAGGCGGUUGCGGGGGAGGAGGAAACAACGUCGUCGGUGGAAAUGGGCCGAAUCUUUCGACGAAUCAAGUACCGCCCCCCUCGCUUCAAAGUAGGCGUUCAACGUUGUUGGCUGCACGUCCUACUAUUGCGAGCAGCACAUCCUCGUCGAAACUUCAACGAGGAAGCACAGCAGCAGCACCCCGUACGUCCACCCUCGUAAGCCGUUUGGCAUCGGCUUUACAUGCUGCGGCGACCUGCAGCACGAGUUUAUCAACAGCGACCAAAACGACAAGUUCAGUUUGUUCCAGUCGCGCUACCACUGCGUUUUCGGCAACCAACUGUUCGAGUAUGUGCCAGUCUCGACUCCUCUACCAUCAUCAUCGUUACCACAGUCAUCAUCACCAUCAUCAUCACCAUCAUCAUCACCAUCAUCACCACCAUCACCGCCAUCAUUCGAGGUAUAAGCCAACUUGUACCUCGUCCUGUACCUCAUCCUCGAGCAUUUCUAUCGACCAUUUGCAACAAUCUACCUCCAUCAAUUACACAUGCUCCGAGUCCUCUUCUUCGUCAUCGUACGAUGUAACGACGCCAGCAAGCAAAAAGCUUUGUACCGCUCAUCACGUCCAUCAGUCGUCCCUUGAAACGUCGUUGAGGAGAAACGGAGAGGAUGCCAUCGGUGGUGACAUUAGCUCGUCGCAGACUUCACCUCUAGCCUCAUCUCUCAUCGACAAAGGUGCAAAGCUCGCCCUAGACACCCGAGCAUUAGCCGAAGCAUCUCGUAAUUUGACGCAGAAAUUGAAGCAGCUCUCCUCUGAGGUAUUCACCUCGCGGGUCGACCUCGCAGAGGAAAAUGCGAGACACAGGCAAGGAGCCAUGAUAGAAAGUAUGCAUCAUCAUGGGAAAGGUGUAUAUUCUGGAACUUUUAGUGGAACUAUUAAUCCAGCUCUUCAAGAUCGACAUGGUCGUCCCAAACGAGAUAUUAGUACUAUUAUUCAUAUCUUAAAUGAUUUAUUAUGUGCUACACCUGCGGCUACAGCAGGACACUAUAGGCAUCAUCAUAGGCAUUCGAAUAGUCGUCAACAAUGUUCUUCUGGAUCUAAUGGCGUAGCAAAUUCAGGAAAUGCAACUUCUUCUCCUGGCGUUGGCUGCCAUGAUUCAAAAGGAUCAGGACAUUCGUUGGAAGAAUUGUCGAGAGAAAACGAAGCUACUAAAUGGAAAAUGCGACGUUUGCGUUUUAUUAUGGAACAACGUCGUAGCAAAAGGAAAGCCAGAAAAGAAGCACGUACAGCAACUCAUGCUGCACAAUGGUCUGCUAUGACACCCGAUUCUAUUUCAAAUCAUGAUACAAGUGCUACGACAGCAUCUUCUACUUCCAACAACUCGAACACAGCUGAAUCGCAAAACGAACCGGAAUUACAGCCAUGUAGUCCCGAACCAGUCGUUGCUUGAAUUUAUUAUUAUUUUUAAUUAUUAUUAUUAUUAUUAUUAUUAUUAUUAUUAUGAUGAUGAUGAUUCACACGCUCAUCCUAUAAUAUUAGUACUUUUGUUUUACAUUAGAUAGAUUAAUAAGAGACAACAAGCUUCAUUGGGUAUAUCACAUUGAUUUAUAAUUGUAGGUGUUAUUAAUUAAUAAUACUUGAUUAAUUUUUCAAUCGGUGCGUAAUGUACAUAUAUACCUAUUAAGUUUUCUUGGCGAUUCUAAAAAUUGUUAUUAUGUAAAAUAUGAUUUUCAUAAUUAACGAAACGACAAAUUGAAAGAAAAUUGUUACGUCGUAGACUCGUGAAUCAAGAUGAUUAUCUAUUUUUUACUUUUAUAUAUCUAGAUUUGCAUUUUGCUGUUGUCACGCGAAAAUUAUUCGAUUCUUUUUCUUUUUUUCUUUUCCGUUUCUCAUUUUUCUGUUUGUUUGGAUAAUAUAAUACAUGUUUAUUAUGGUUGUUAUUACAAUUAAAUUAAUGAAACGGGCGAUUAAAAUUGAGUAAACUCUGGACUCGACUAUAGUUGACAAUAAUUGUAUUUUGCUGGAUAAGUCAAUGUGAAGUCACUAUAAAACUCGAUCAUGUCAAUAAUAACGGUAGAACGAUUGUUGUAAAAAUGAAGAAAAAAAUGAUGUUUAUUAAAGAAUUUUAUUGGAAAAUAGGAUGGCACUUCAGCUAGAAUGUUUUUACAUCUAUAGAAAUACUAAAUACUUCAUAGAUUAAAAGAGCAAAGAAAAGAAAGAAAAAUACAAAUAAACAAUAUUACGUGUAGCAAUUAAUUCGGUGGUCUUGAUAUUUAAUUCAUUGCAUCAAAAUGUUUUCAUUUGAAAAAAAUAUGUUAAAGAAUAAAACUAAAUUUGUUUAAAAGGCACCGAAUUAAUUGCUACACCCAAUAUACUAUAUUCACAUGAUUUUGAUCAUGACUAUCAGAUUUUUUGUUUCACAUGAUAUUUAUUUGAUUAUACUUUUACUAUUGGCAUACAGAGAAAUUUGAUAUAGUAGGGAAAUCAAAUUUCCAAUUUUAAAUAUAAACGAUAAUUAUAGAAGUUGUGAGAAAAGAAAUAUUUCAAAAGCAAUACAAUAUUUCAAUGAAAAAAAAAAAGAAAAGAAAAAAAAAAACAAAUUGAAUAGCAGAUUUGUAUCAGAAGAAAAUCUAAACAAAUUGUUUUUUCUACAUCUAAUCGCAAUAAUUUCUACAUAGGAUGUAAGGGUUCUUUUACAAAUAUGUUUUACCAAGAACAUUCGUAAUAUUAAUUGUUGCAAUGUAAUGCAAAAAAAAAAAAAGAGUGAGAAAGAAGAAAGAAAGGAGAAAAGUCGAGCCAGUCCAUUCGAGUACUCAAAAUGGCGUUAAAGGGUAACACUGUUCUCUAGUGUUGAAAAAAAUAAGUAUUUUUCCGAGCGCUAGAGUGAUAUUACCCCUUAAUUAAUUGUGCAUAGUGUAGGGUGAUUAGAUGGAGCAAUUUCUCUACUAUAACAGAGUCAACUGAAGACGCGUUAAUUACUCUUUCUAAGGAUCAUCAACACUUUGUAUUAUUCAGCAUAGAUUGAAUUAAUACGUGGUCCUAUAGU